Trichomonas vaginalis G3 is the source of this 1182-nucleotide messenger RNA. Its product is annotated as peptidase M60-like family. NCBI's taxonomy places the organism in Eukaryota, Parabasalia, Trichomonadida, Trichomonadidae. The coding region runs from base 1 to 1182 and encodes 393 amino acids. The transcript has a single exon. The record is from RefSeq and is a predicted model, not a curated record.
AUGGGCUGUGUUUCAAGUAAACCAGCUGAAGAACCUGUUAAAGCAGUAUCACCUAGAAUCAUAUCACCAAGAAAAGGGCCCAUUUCCAAACUUGAAGGUGGCGAAGCCGCUUCCGACAUUAUCGAUAGCUUUGAUUUCAUCACAAAUGAAAUCAAUUCAAUACAGUGUCCUGGCGGUAUGGUUCCUAUUGCAUGUUUGAAUACAAGUAGUUUUGCAAUCGCGACAGCUAAUUUAGAAAUUUAUAAUAAUCAAGAUUCUGAUUUAGACAUGCCAAUUAUUGUGGCUUCAGUUGCACGUCUUGGCAGGCUUGUAUGUCUAGGCCAUGUUGGCAUGUUAUCUCGUGCAAUGAUGGAAGCAGAUGAUACUGCAUUGUUAUUUAAAAAUAUAUUCAAAUGGAUCACAUCUAAACAGACAUUAUUAUCAUCUGUACUUUUAAUAUCGCUUGACCAAUACGAGCAAGACCUUUCCAAAGAGUUACAGUUGUAUGGCUUUCGUGUUCAAAGUGGAGAUUUUGCGAAUAAUUUAUCAUUUUACAGCAUAAUUAUUCUAUCAAGUGAAGUAAAUCCAACAGAAGAGCAAAUCGAAAAAUUACGUAAAUUUUCAGACAAUGGCGGAGCAAUUAUAUGUUGUUACGUUCCUCCCGCAACAGAACAAGACGAAAUCAGCUUUAAUAUUAACGAAUUUUUACACGAAUACGGUAUAUCAUUCAUGGAAUGUUCAAUCAAUUCAGAGAAAUCAAAGCCAUUGACAGUAAUCAUCCCAUAUUCAUACAACGACAUCAAAAAUAAAUCUCUUCCUAUCCUAGUAAAGAAAUUUAAGAGUGUUUUGUCAUCUAGCAACUUAAACGUUGAAGAACUCGAUGAUAUUGCUACAGAAAUCAGAUACAUGGUCAUGGUUUCCAAGGAAUCCGAGAACAUGUACCUUCAAGAAAUCUUAAAUAACUGUUGGGAAUAUUUAAGAGCGAAUGACUACCACGACCAAUACAAACACCUUGUUCCAAACUUACUACAGAACAUUCUUAUUGUUCUUAUUAUAGAUAUUACCUCAAAACUCCCAAUAACAAUGUUAAAUAUUAUUCCAGACAGCGAAGUAUUCCCAGGAUUUGCCAAAAAGCAAGAUUCUGUAGAAAUGCAAGAAACCAUUGAGAUUAGACCGCAUCAAUUGAUCUCUACUGGUCUCUGA